Molecule: messenger RNA, 8204 nt
Organism: Mercenaria mercenaria
Lineage: Eukaryota; Metazoa; Mollusca; Bivalvia; Venerida; Veneridae
Exons: 23
Coding region: 63-3410 (1115 amino acids)
Biological process (GO): proteolysis
Molecular function (GO): DNA-binding transcription factor activity; zinc ion binding; cysteine-type peptidase activity
Source: RefSeq, a predicted model, not a curated record
CUACGUCGCGGCCAUAUUGAAUACGUCACUAGUUUACUUCUACUUAUUCCCCUUGAAUCAACAUGGCAGAAACUGCACGUGCAUUAGAUCGAAAUGGCAAUCGUGGGUAUUUUGAGGGCAAUGAUUGUAUCAAGGAGGCAGAAGAAACAAUCCGUCAGUUAGAAAUGAGAACGCACUAUAAAUAUUCAAUUGUAAAAUCUGACAACUUCAAAUUAUUAGAUGGACCAUUUGCACACUACAAGAUAUUUUGGGAGGAAAAUUCAUGUGAUGCUAGUCCCAUUAUAUUCGAUGGAGUUCCAUUUGUAAUUGUUGGAAAGCAGCGACGGGAAUGUUUCCAUGGCCCAGAUAGAAAUCUCAGUAAAAAGAUAAAAAGGAGAAACAGAAAAAAGGCUGAUCAUCCAUAUGGAGAAAAGGGGAGGAAACUUGUGCAGCCAACACAUAAGCGGAAUUGUCCAGCUUUCAUCAUGCUGAGAUACAUCAUUAAGUUUCCAGAAUAUAGGAUCCACUCCAAUUCAUCAUAUCAAAGGAAACGACAAGGCCAGCAACUUAAAACUGACCUACAGAACAGUGCAUCUGUAGAGCAUCAACAUAGAGUGUACUUUUCUUUACCAGAAGAUUCUGAACACAAGAACCAUGUAAAAGGAGAGUUUGGGUCCGUAUUUCAGCCAGUGGACAAAGCCAUCAUUGCUAAAAUUAAAUCUCUUGUAAUAGAAGGUGUAAGAAGUGUGUCGGAGAUGAAGAGACACUUGAAAACGUUUACAAAGGAAAAUUUUCCUGGGGUUCCAGAGCUUAGCAACAGGUUUUAUCCAUCAAAUAAGGACAUCAGAAAUCAUAUGACUACAGCUUUAAAACUUGAGCAGUACUCUGAUGAAGACCAAGAGAACCUGAGGAUUUUGCUAAAUCAGUGGAGAAUAGAAGAAAAUCCCAAGGACAGUUUUUGUUACAUUCCAAGUGCACAUGCUGAAUCAGAUGAUGAUAUUCAAGACUUCAUCUUUGUGCACCAAAACAGUGACCAAAAACGCUUGAUGGCCAGAUAUGGAAACGAAAUAUGUUUGUUAGAUUCGACACACAAUACAACAAAAUAUGACCUCCCACUGUUUUUUGUUUGUGUCAGCACAAACAUUGGGUACAUGGUAGUUGGGUCUUUCAUAGUGCCAACAGAGUCAGCAUACAAUAUCGUGCGUGGGCUUCAAGUUUUAAAAGAAUGGAAUCCUACUUGGAUGCCCAAAUAUUUCAUGACUGAUUACCACAGAGGUGAAAUGAAUGCUAUCGAAAAAACCUUUCCAGGCUGUUUUACAUAUUUAUGCGACUUUCACCGUGAGCAGGCAUGGCAGCGUUGGGUUGGGCCAUCCCAUGGUGUAAAGGAACCAGAUGAGCUACUAAAGCUAAUGAGGAGUAUCGCUAAUGCUGAGUCAGAGGAAGAGUUUAAAGCAGCUGUGGACAGCUUGAAGGUAUCUGAUCAUUGGAAAUUGAACUGCAUGUUUCGUAAAUGGUUCCAGACACACUGGCUGUCAGUUUCAGAGAGAUGGGUGCAGUACCACCGUCAAACAUUGCUCAAUGUAAGAGUGAACACCACCAAUGGCCUAGAAACUCAGCAUAAGGAGUUCAAGCAGAACUACUUGAGCUCCUAUACAGAGGGCUCCUUGAGUAGUAUGGUUACUACGUUGAUAAAAAAGUUUCUACCUGAACGCUACAAAAGGUAUGUACAGUAUAAUGUGAAAAGUGUCUACAAGAAAUAUGCCAGUGAGGUUCCAAGGUUUCUUCACUGUAAACCCAAAUUAUUGGUAGACCACUGUCUUGAUAGACUCCCUACAUCUGACCAUCCAGCUGUGAGUAGUGCAGAAGAAGUAGGCCAAAAAAGGUUCAAGGUCACAAGCUACGAUUCUGGUAGAGUGUAUGAAGUUGACCUUUCUCAAGCACUUCCUCGCUGCAGCUGCAAGGACUGGUUUAAUACACACUGGCCUUGUAAGCACAUGCUUCAUGUGAUGAUGAACAUUCCAGGGCAUGAUUGGCACACACUUUCCAAUGAAUUUGUAAAUGCACCACACAUGUGUUGUGACAUUGAUAUAUUUGAAAAUAAUGAAGUUGCUGACCAUGUUUCUGUCUUAGAUGACACACCUGUGAAUGCUUCUUCAAAGAAAAAGGGAGGACCGGAUCGUCACUUGAACAGCAAAAGGCCUGUGGCUGUAGCUACAAGAUGUAAAACAUUAGCCUCCUCUAUUGGGAAUAUGUUGUUUCUGUUGAGGGACCCAGCUGACUAUGAAGAUGUUUAUGUUGACCUGCUGUCAAUUCAUAAGAAACUUGUGUCCAGAAUACCAUCUCAGUCUGGUUUACUGCUCAGGCCCAUCAGAAGAGGCAGGAAGCCGUCAGUUUUACAACACAGGCCCCUUAAACUGCGUAAAAAACGCAAGGGGACGAGAAAGCCAGUUUCCAAGAUGACUGUGAAGCCUAAGGACCAUGUCUUUGUGUCCUGUGGUGCCAGAAUUAUCCCGCAAGACAGUUUGUUGACAGAAAAUGUGUCACUGAACAAAAAAGAAAAUUUAUACAAGAAGCAGUUGGUAGAUAAUUCCGUGUCAAAGAUUGAUACUGGACCAAGACUUCAUAGUAAAAGUGGGACAGCAAGUAAUGACAACACAUCAUCAGAUGAGGUACAACUCAUUUGGAAUCUGCCACAAGACUUUGAUGUACCUGUUGCAAAGGUGUAUGGUCGGAUAGUUACAGACACAGACAUUCGUUCACUCAAAAGUCCAGAAUGGCUUACAGACAAUGUAAUGGACACAUACUUGAAUAUGUUGUGUGUUGAGCUUACUGAGCAGAACUUGGGCCGGAUGAUUCAUAUUGACAGCACCACUAUGUCUUCAAUCAUUAAUAGGACAUACUCCUCAAGAAAUCUACCUAAUUUACGUGAUUGUUUGUUUGUGGUAGGUGCAUAUUGUAGAGGAGGUCACUGGGUACUUGUGAUUUUAGAUGUGGUGCAGAAGAAAGUGUACUUUUACAACCCGAUACUGCAUAAUGAGGCAGUGGAAAGUAGAUCAAUCAAGGAGGCUAUGUGUCGUUACAUAUCUUCAUGCCUCGCAGAGCCAGAAGAAGUCACACACAAAGAAUGGCGGUUGUCUUCCUUUAGACAUACGUCCCAAACAGACAGCUAUAAUUGUGGCAUCUUUUGCCUAAUUUUUGCUGAGAAACACCUUACAGGUGGUGAACACAGCCUCACAUGUAUUACUCAAAGUGAUCUAGACCAUAUGAGGUGGAAUGUAGCAAAGAAAAUUAUGGAUUUGAAGUGUUCCUUACUGGUUGCUGCCCAAAGUGUGGGAUGUCUAUUGACAACAGUAAAAAUACGUCCAGAGAAGAUUUACAGUAGCCAUAACAUAAUUGAUGGCAUGGUGUCAGGUGAACAGGGAAUUGGCUAACUUAUUUAUGGAAGAAAUUGGGUUGGCCGAGUGUUACCUUUCAAAAGUGUUAGAAAAGGAAGCUAUGAUUGCCAUUUUGCAAGAGCACUGCACUGUAACCUAUAAAGAGGCGGAAGCUAGGUUGAUGGAAACAGAGAGUAAGAGCAAUAAAAGCAUGCCAAAUUGCUAACAAAACAUUCAAAAGACUUGUAGCACUUGUUUAUUUUAGUGGGAUUGGCAAUCCUUUACUUUACAAUAUUGACAUGUUUAAGUAAUAAUAUUAUUAUUUAUAGUGUCUUUAUGUAUAUUUUUUUAUCUAAGAAUACUGCUAUCUCAGCUGAGAUGAAGCCAUAGCAACCAGAAGGAAAAACUUUAGAAAAUCUAGCUUGCAUGUACUCAUAGCUGAGUUUGAGAUUGAAAGCGGAAUUGUGCUGUCUUUGUGAUCCACAGUGCUUGAUAAAGUGAUAACACGAUGUGACUAAAAGAAUUUGAAUUGUUGUUUAUUUACAUCGAUUGUUCCAGGGGUUUUUACACAUCAUUUUAAAUACUCUGACUUGACUGCAUUCUGGAAACUAACCAGUUCUCACACCGGAGGAAGGAACUAAUUCCACUUACAGGAUUCGAACAUGUGACCUACGGGUAAGGAGUCUGACACUCUACUCUUGCACCACUGUGCCUCCCUUAUCCCAAAGAUUCUUCUGGGUCCGAUUGCACAAUGAAGUUGGCACAAACUUAUUAAUUUAAUGUUCAUAGCUGGAACUUAUGUCAGUGUCAUCAUCACAGCCCAUAUGGCAUGUAUCUUAUAAAAUUUGUAUGUACAUAUAACAAUUUUUAGCUCACCUGAACCAAAGGCUCAUGGUGAGCUUUUGUGACCGCUCAAUGUCUGUCGUGCGACGUGUGUCUGUCAACAUUUUCUAAAAAAAAUCUUGAAAACAACUCCGCAGAAUUACACCAAACUUCACAGAAAUGAUCCUUGGAUGGUCCCCUUUCAAAAUUGUUCAAAGAAAUCAAUUCUAUGCUGAACCCUGGUUGCCAUGGCAACCAAGAAGGUCCAAAGUUUAACAUAGACUUAAAUGUAUAUAGGGAAAAAAGUUUAAAAAUCUUCUUGUCUGAAACCACAACACUUAGACCUUUGAUAUUUGGUUUGUAACAUUGUCUUAUGAUCCUCAACCAAAAUUGUUCAAAUUGUACCCCUUGGGUGAAAAGAGGCCCUACCCUGAGGGUCCCAAGUUUUAUAUAGACUUAAAUAGGAAAAAACUUUAAAAAUCUUCUUGUCUGAAACCAUACGACAUAGGCUUUUGAUAUUUGGUAUGAUGCAUUGUCUAGUAGUCCUCUAUCAAAAUUGUUCAAAUUAUGCCCGUGGGGUUAAAAGAGGCCCCGCCCAGGGGUCAACUAGUUAUUAUGUGAGUUAUAUAGGAAAAAAUACUAAAAAAUCAUCUGAUCCUAUUUCCAAGACUGUUUAAUUAUAAUUACCUGAUAACCCCAAGUAAUAUGUUGUCACUAUUUUUUCUGAGGACCUUCUUGUCCUCAAGUGCAAUGAUAACAGGUGAGCGAUAUAGGGCCAUCAUGGCCCUCUUGUUCUAAUAACCUAUCUGUAGAAAGGGUUGCAAUUCUGUAAAAAAAAUAAUGGAGUCAAGAAAACUGCACAAAAUGAUUUCAUUUAUGGUGACUUAGGUUGAUAUUCAUUCAAAACCAUUCAUGUUUCGUGUUAUUAAAUAUUUAAGAUUAAGUGGAAAUAAGUACUAUAUUUAGCAUACAAUAUGUUAAAAAGUGAUUUUGAACAUAAUCCAAAUAAAGUAAUUGGUGCAGUUAAUUAAAUGAUUUACUAUGUUCUCUUGGUUUUGCAGAGGCUUGGAUUUAUCAAGGUGUAGGAGAUGACAAAGUAUUCCUUUCGUUGGUAAAGCAACGAUUAAAUGAUCAGUUUGUUUAAAAAUGGCAUGAAAGAAUACAAAAUUCUAGCAGGGCAUUAUUUUAUAAGACUAUUGCGAGUUUUCAUUUUCAACCAUACUUGGAUUGUUUUAAUAUCAAUAAGUUUUGUAAAUCUUUAACUCAUUUAAGAGUAUCGUCCCAUAGAUAGCAAAUCAAAGCUGGUAGGUGGAAUCGACCACAACGUACAGCCAUAUCUGACAGAAAAUGCAUACUCUGUGGCAAAUUAGAAGAUGAAUAUCACUUUAUUAUUGAAUGCACGUUAUACCAAGAGAUAAGACAGCGAUAUAUACCUCGUAGAUUUUGGAUACGAUCGAACAUGUUUAAAUUUACUGAACUUAUGACGUCAGAAAACAAAGCUUUAAUAAAAAAAUUCUUGGUAUUUAUACACAUACAGCCUUUAAGACAAGAAACACACUUUUGUAUAGUUAAUUCUUCAAGGACUCGUCUUAAAUAUGUAUAACCUAUAUUUUCUAUUGGCAAAGUAAAGUAUCUUGACUGUUUUCUUCUAAUUUUACGUUUACUGACCAAUGAUAUGAUACUAUAUUACAGAACUUGUACUUUCUCUUUUAAAAUUUUAUUUAGGGUAUAAAUAAUUUGACCUUAUGUUUUGUUGAUUUCGUAUAAGGUCUUUCAAAGCUAAAUGUUGUUUAAUGUAAAUCAUAUGUAGUAUAGCUAGUCUUGUAUUUUUAUUUUCGACAAGGCUUGGCAUCCAUAUUGUAGUACAUUAUACAAUUAUUGACUCUUGAGCCAUUGGAUAUGAUGUGAUAUUCACCGGAAGAGAGCAAUAUUGACCUCGGCUAUCUUGCUCUCUUCCGGUGAAUAUCACAUCAUAUCCAGUGGCUCAAGAGUCAAUAACUGUUUUACUAUAUGGGUUCAGGUUUAUGAAUAAGUAACAAGUAUUUGAUGCAACAUAUUUUAUGUUUGAAAGUAACAUUAACUCUGUGAAAACUUAAUAACGAUUAAUUAAAUGAAGACACUUAAAUUUCCAGGAAUCAUUCAGUGUGUAUACAGUUUCUUAAGUUAUCAUUGAAAUUUAUUGUAGUUGAUUAUCUGUAGCUGGAUUUCUCACUGUUCAUAUUAUAACUACAGCUACAUGUCAGUUCAACUUUCAUUCUAUUUUUAGAAAGUAAUGUUUAAUGGGAAAAACCCUCUAACCAGUAAACAUGAAAUAUAUUUUGAAAGAUGAUGAGCGUUUUCGGCCAAUGAAAUUCAGGUUAUUUUUAGCUCAUCUGAUUUUUUGAAAAAAAAUGAUGAGUUAUUGUCAUCACUUGAGCGGUUGUCGGCGUCGGCGUCGGUGUCGGCGUCGGCGUCUGCGUCGGCGUUGCCUGGUUAAGUUUUAUGUUUAGGUCAGCUUUUCUCCUAAACUAUCAAAGCUAUUGCUUUGAAACUUGGAAGACUUGUUCACCAUCAUAAGCUGACCCUGUAUAGCAAGAAACAUAACUCCAUCUUGCUUUUUGCAAGAUUUAUGGCCCCUUUUGUACUUAGAAAAUAUCAGAUUUCUUGGUUAAGUUUUAUGUUUAGGUCAACUUUUCUCCUAAACUAUCAAAGCUAUUGCUUUGAAACUUGGAAUACUUGUUCACCAUCAUAAGCAGACCCUGUACAUCAAGAAACAUAACUCCAAUUUGCUUUUUGCAAGAAUUAUUGCCCCUUUUGGACUUAGAAAAUCAGUUUUCUUGGUUAAGUUUUAUGUUUAGGUCAGCUUUUAUCCUAAACUAUCAAAGCUAUUGCUUUAAAACUUGCAACACUUGUUCACCAUCAUAAGCUGACCCUGUACAGCAAGAAACAUAACUCCAUCCUGCUUUUUGCAAGAUUUAUGGCCCCUUUUGGACUUAGAAAAUAUCAGAUUUCUUGGUUAAGUUUUAUGUUUAGGUCAACUUUUUCUCUUAAACUAUCAAAGCUAUUGCUUUGAAACUUGCAACACUUGUUCACCAUCACAAGCUGACCCUGUACAGCAAGCAACAUAACUCCAUCCUGCUUUUUGCAAUAAUUAUUGCCCCUUUUGGACUUAGAAAAUCAUUUUCUUGGUUGAGUAUUAUGUUUAAGGCAACUUUUCUCAUAAACUAUCAAAGUUAUUGCUUUAAAACUUGCAACAGUUUUUCACAAUCAUAAGUGGACACUGUACAUCAAGAAACAUAACUCUAUCCUGCUUUUUGCAAGAAUGAUGGCCCUUUUUAGACUUAGAAAAUCAUGGGUAGGACAAUAUUUCUAUUAUACAAAAAAAAUCAGAUGAGCGUCAGCACCCGCAAGGCGGUGCUCUUGUUAGAACAUAUAAUGAAAUAUUAUGUACUGUGUAUGGUAUGUACAUUUGUAUUUAUAUAGCUAAUGUGGCAUUGUGUUGUUGUCUUUUUGUAGUUGUUUCUGUUCAAAUGUAGUUUCAAAUGUGUUACAUAAUAAUGAGAUAAACUGAUUGUGAAACUACUUUUUGUAAUCGGCUUACCAGCCUCGUUGUUAUCCUGCUUUCUGGUAAAUAUUAAAUGAAAAGGUGAAAUGUCGCUGUAAUGUUAAUAUAUUUGAAUGUAUUCUUCUAAGACAUUAUUUUGGUAACUUCUUUCUAUUUUCUACCAGCCUUCUUCGGGUGAAUACAUGUACUUACCUCAUCUAAUAGGGUUUCAUUUAAACGCAAUGUUAGUUUUGCUAGUUGUAUAUAUUAUAUAUGUCAUUGUUUAUAUAUUUCUUUUGUACACUGUCCGCUGUUGUAUUUGUGACUAUGUAUGUCGUCAUGGGCUUUUUAGCCUAUUUGAUUUGAAAUAAAAUGUCUGUCUGUCAUUUCAAAGCCGCUAGCUAUUUCAUAAUUUCACUAGCAUUUAGCUUGUAUGAUAAUGCUUGUCUAAAUUUCAACCCUGUAGCAAAUGAAAUCGUAGACACAUUAAAGUUGAAACUAAAUCU